AUGCUCAUCUGGGCUCGACCGACCAGCAAGUGCUCAGUUUAUGGGGUAUGUGGACCUUUUGGUAGCUGCACUGACUUCACCUUACCCUUCUGUUAUUGUGUUAAUGGAUUCAGGAUCAAGUCUCAGACAGAUUGGGAUUUGGGUGAUAGAAGUCAGGGCUGCGAGAGGAAGACUCCUUUACAAUGCAGUGGUCUAAACAACUCUGUCGAUUCAGAGAAAGAUGGCUUCUUUGAGAUGACAAAUGUCAGGCUGCCUGAUAGCCCCAACACUUUGGCCACAGCUGGAAGCAGGGAAGGCUGCGAGUUGUCUUGCUUGAGUAAUUGCUCCUGCAAUGCUUAUUCCUACAACGAUAGUGGCUGCUUUGUUUGGUAUGGAGGGUUGCUGAAUCUGCAAGAACAAUAUAAUCAGUCUGAUGCAGGUACUCUUUACCUGCGCUUGGCUGCCUCGGAGUUGCAAUCUUCUGAAAGCCACAAGAAGAGAAUGGUAGCUCACAUAUCCAACGGGGUCGUCGGGGUCAUCGUGCCAGCUGUUGUAGUUUGUUUGUUCAUCAUUGGGGGUUUGAUAUGGAAGCGAGAGAGGAGGAGAGCUACCCAAAACUCAAAAAUUGUGCAGAAUUCUAUGGUCUCCUUCAUGUAUGAUGAGCUGCGGAUGGCCACCAAAAACUUCUCUGAAAAGCUCGGAGGAGGGGGAUUUGGAUCUGUGUUUAAAGGGUCGUUGCCCGGCUCAAUUGAUAUUGCUGUGAAGAAGCUUGAGGGUCUUUACCAAGGCGAGAAGCAGUUCCGAUCCGAGGUGAGCACACUAGGAGCUAUUCAACAUGUAAACCUCAUUAGGCUAAUUGGCUUUUGCUCUCAAGGGACCAAAAAGUUGUUGGUCUAUGAGUUAAUGCCAAGCGGUUCGUUAGCUGAUCAGCUUUUUCGUAGCAACUCGAAUGUUUUGGACUGGAAAACAAGAUAUCGAAUUGCUAUCGGAACUGCAAGAGGAUUAGCUUAUCUUCAUGAGCAAUGCAGGAACAACAUCAUACAUUGUGACAUUAAGCCAGAGAACAUACUAUUGGACGAUGCACUUGUGCCAAAAGUAGCCGAUUUUGGUCUAGCAAAGCUCGUCGGAAGGAACUUUAGCAAAGUUCUCACAACCAUUAGAGGAAGUAGAGGGUACAUUGCACCCGAAUGGAUUUCAGGUAUGCCCAUCACCACCAAAGUAGAUGUUUACAGCUACGGAAUGAUGUUGUUCGAGAUCAUAUCCGGCAAGAGAAAUUUAGUCUGUGCAACAGAAAGUUGUUUUGAGUUUUUUCCAUCAGUGGCAACAAGCAAACUCAUUAACGGAGAUGUCGAAGUCUUGCUAGACCACCGUCUUGAGGGGGAAGCUGACAUGGGAGAGCUUGCAAUAGCUUGUAAAUUGGCCGGUUGGUGCAUUCAAGAUGAUGAGAGUUCCAGGCCAACGAUGAGUCAAGUUGUUCAAGCUCUAGAGGGUAAUCUAGACAUCAACAUUCCUCCUAUUCCUAAGUUUCUCCAACGUCUAUCUGACUCUUGUGCCGACAACAUCAAUUCCCCUGGAAACUUCUCUUCAAAUCAGAACUCCAACAGUCGUGCCUCUUCAGCUGAGAUAAACAAUGCUACAACUUAAGCUCUGGUUCAGACAGAACAAAGAUAUGCUUCAAGUCCAUUUGUUAUGUGAUCCCAUCCAAAAGCGGUGAGAGAUGGAAUGCCGAUGAGGUGACUAAAAUGUGGACCAAGUCACCAUGACGAGGGAGAAGAAGAUGAGCUGUCUGUCUUCUAGGUUGACUGGAAUACUAUACCUCCAAGAAAAGCCAAGAAAAAGGAGACCAAAUGUGCCAGAAAGUCUCUUGUCAAUGACGUUUGCAAGGUUGCUAGAAGACAGGAAAAGGUAGACAAAGCGUUAGAGGAAGACCGGGGGUGCCCCAGCUUUCCACUUCGGCGUUUGAUGCCAAAAAUGGAGAAGAUAAAUAGUGUAAGAGAAUAAUAAAAUACAGGUGUAUGAGUAAGGAGUAUCCAGUGUACCUUGACCCGUAGGAGCACGACUUUUUAUAGCAUGAAGGAGUUAUGUGUCACAUCCAUGGCUGCUAGAAGAGGUGGUGCAUUUCUUAACCCGAUGUUAUAUUUACAUUAAAGAAUAUGUUAUGUCAAAGGUAUUAGAGGAUCAUGUCACCCAUA
This is a messenger RNA of Zingiber officinale, 2171 nucleotides long. Its product is annotated as G-type lectin S-receptor-like serine/threonine-protein kinase At2g19130. The transcript has a single exon. The record is from RefSeq and is a predicted model, not a curated record. Gene Ontology annotation, molecular function: ATP binding; protein kinase activity. Gene Ontology annotation, biological process: recognition of pollen; protein phosphorylation. Bases 1 to 1623 code for a protein of 540 amino acids. NCBI's taxonomy places the organism in Eukaryota, Viridiplantae, Streptophyta, Magnoliopsida, Zingiberales, Zingiberaceae.